GCGUUGCUUUUUGUGUUUACCUCAAUUUCGGGACGUGAAUUUAACUAAAAUGCCUGUUUCUUGUAGUGGAAAAUGUGGCCGUAAUGCGUUUAUGCGACGACCGAAAACGAACGAUGCGUUGUGCCGGGACUGCUUUUUCCUGGCGUUCGAAACGGAAAUACACAACACGAUCCAGCAGGAGCAGCUGUUCCGGGCUGGCGAGAAAGUGGCUAUUGCAGCGAGCGGUGGCAAGGAUAGCACCGUGCUGGCACACGUUAUGAAGGUACUGAAUGAGCGAUACAAUUACGGGUUGAAUCUGGUUCUGCUCUCGAUCGACGAAGGCAUCACCGGUUAUCGGGAUGAUAGUUUGAAAACCGUGGCCCAGAACCGUGACGAUUACGGAAUGCCGCUGCGAAUACUGUCCUACCAAGAGCUGUACGGGUGGACGAUGGACCGGAUAGUGGCCGAAAUAGGGCGUAGCAAUAAUUGCACGUUUUGCGGAGUGUUCCGGAGGCAGGCGCUGGAUCGGGGUGCUCGUCUGAUGGAGGUUGACUGCGUUGCUACCGGUCACAAUGCGGACGAUAUUGCGGAAACGGUCAUAAUGAACAUCCUGCGAGGUGACACCGCUCGAUUACGACGCUGCUGUGAUAUCAAAACGGGAUCCAAAGCGAACGAUACGAUACCCCGAGUGAAACCGCUAAAGUAUAGCUACGAAAAGGAGAUCGUCAUGUAUGCGCACUUCAAGAAGCUGGUCUACUUCUCCACCGAAUGUGUAUUCGCACCGAACGCAUACCGCGGUCACGCCCGAGCAUUCUUGAAGGACCUGGAAAAGGUGCGUCCUUCCGCUAUCAUGGACAUCAUUCAUGCUGGAGAGCAGUUGCAAAUCAAGGGAACGGUAAAAAAGCCGGUACGAGGUAUUUGCGGGCGCUGUGGAUUCGUAUCUUCGCAACAACCAUGCAAGGCUUGCGUGCUACUGGAGGGAUUGAACCGUGGUUUGCCUAAACUUGGCAUUGGCAAGAAGUCCAAGGGAGAUCGGAUGGUUGCGUUGCAGGAGCAACAGUUACGAGAGAAAGCCAGGCUAGUUAAAAAUGAUUUUUGAUUAGUACUCGUGCAAGCACAUGAAAAUAUAAAAUCUGUUGAUGAAAUUGUACAUAUUACAAAGUAUUUUCAUACUAGGUAUAAUAUAAUAUCAUAACUAACUGAACAUUAACUGGCAUUCGUCUC
Messenger RNA from Anopheles darlingi, 1203 nucleotides. RefSeq names its product cytoplasmic tRNA 2-thiolation protein 1 (gene Ctu1). Gene Ontology annotation, cellular component: mitochondrion; cytosolic tRNA wobble base thiouridylase complex. Gene Ontology annotation, biological process: tRNA wobble position uridine thiolation. Gene Ontology annotation, molecular function: tRNA binding. NCBI's taxonomy places the organism in Eukaryota, Metazoa, Arthropoda, Insecta, Diptera, Culicidae. The record is from RefSeq and is a predicted model, not a curated record. Bases 50 to 1078 code for a protein of 342 amino acids. The transcript has 2 exons.